UUUCGUAGGUUGUAUUGCUUCCAAGAUUUAAAGAACUUUCUCACUAUUGUUCGACAAAAGGAAAUGGUCAUUGAUGAUGCAACUAUUAUCCAAGAAUAUCUUAGAAAUGAAGCUUGGAGGAACCCACCGUUCUAUUAUGAUAUCCAAGUUGAUUCUAAAGAGAACAUAGCUAGCAUUUUCUGGUCAGAUGCAAUAAUGCAGCAAGACUAUGAAUUAUUUGGUGAUCUCAUCAGUUUCGACACAACUUAUCGAACAAACACGGAGUAUCGUCCCUUAGACCAAGCUUGUGCUUUGAUGAAGUCAGUUCGAAAUUUUUUUCCCGAUGUUUUCCAUGGGUUGUGUUCCUAGCACAUGGGGGAGAAUGCAAAGUCCAACCUAGGCUCUCGUUGCAAUGCUGCAUUUCUUGACGAACUACAUCACCUGGUUUUGAAUGUUGAUGAUGAGACAGAGUUUGACUUCAACCGGAAUAAGAUGCUUCAAAAUUGUUUUGGUGGUAAAGCUACUUCUGAAUUUACUUGGCUUGUCCAGAUUCAUCGUAAUCGUACUCAAUGGUCUUCUGCUUGGGUGAAAUCACACUUCACUGUCGGUUUGAAGACCACACAGUUAAGUGAGUCGUUUAAUGCCUUUCUUCGCCACUUUCUUCAGCCAGACCACUCACUUGUGCAAUUCUUUAUCCAUUUCAAUGUUAUGGUUGAGAAAAUGCGAGAUAAUCAUGCUGAUUGUGAUUUUAAGGCUGCCAAUACCAGGCCAAGAAACAAUUAUCCCAAUAGCCAACUCAUGAGGUCUGUUGUCGUCAAGUAUACUCCAACAUCGUUUGCAUUCAUUCACAAGCAAUAUGAUCUUUCUUUCAAAUAUUAUUAUGCGGAGGACACAUCGAGAAGUUCAAUUUCUAAUAGAAUUUUCAAAGUGUUCACAAUUGAACUUGUUCGUGAUGCCGAUGAGAUGGAUUAUGGUAAUGAUGCCGCUGGGAAUGUUUAUAUGUUGGUCGAAGAAGUUCCAGAAAACCAUCUUCCUAAUGAUCGGGAUCCUUUGCGACUUGAUGAGAGGGUUGUUACUGUAGAUAUUGGGAACAAGAUUUUUACUUGUACAUGUCGGAUGUUUGAGAAUCGGGGAUUCUUAUGUCGCCAUGUGUUCAAGAUAUUAAACUUCUUAGGGAGUUAUGUCCAAUACCAGUCCUUGAAGACCAUACCUGACCACUACAUAUUGAAGCGUUGGACUAAAGAAAUUCGUCCAUCCUUGAUAAGUUAAAACCCAUCACCAUUGGAGGAAUUCAAGAUACUACUUUUGCACAAAGAUAUCAACAAGCUUCUGGUGUUAUGCUUCAGAUUAUAACCCGUGUUUGCAUGGACCCUGAUGCGUGCCAAUUUUUUCUUAAUGGUGCUAUUGAAUGUGGGAAGCAAGCGGAAGAGUUGAUUGUUGGAACUUCUUAUCUUCAGCACUAUAAAUAUCAGCUUCUCGAAUCAAUUUUUGAAUAUUUUCAAGCGUGUAAAACCUAACUAAUCGUCGAGACUGUCCCAAAAUGUGGAUAGC
Molecule: messenger RNA, 1530 nt
Organism: Vicia villosa (hairy vetch)
Lineage: Eukaryota; Viridiplantae; Streptophyta; Magnoliopsida; Fabales; Fabaceae
Product: protein FAR-RED IMPAIRED RESPONSE 1-like
Exons: 2
Coding region: 352-1248 (298 amino acids)
Biological process (GO): regulation of DNA-templated transcription
Molecular function (GO): zinc ion binding
Source: RefSeq, a predicted model, not a curated record